AUGUUUGUGAGAAGAAUCUUGUUCUUAGUUCUAUUCGUGUUUCUCGGACAAAUUCCAGUACAACAAGCACGAUCAAUGAUCAUGACUAUAAUGAAUGGAUGGCGUUUUCAAUGUGCAACAACAACUUGCUUAUCUUUUGUGACGGUUUCUCUGUCAAGUAUUCUUCAAUGUCAAACGAAAUGUUUACUUGCAGUUCAAUGCAAUGCAAUCACUUUUCAACAAUCAUCAUCGACUUGUGAAUUAUUUGGUAACCUAAUGGAUCAAAAUCAUACGCUAGCAAACGAUGUGAAUUCGAUUACUAUGAUAGUCAGAUCGGAUGCACAGAUGGAAUUGGAAUCAACUAGUACAUUAGGAACUAUGGCAUUUGCAUCAACAUCAACGUCAACCACGAGCUCGACAACUUCGACCUCAACAACAUCAGCGACAACAAUCACGAGCUCGACCUCAACAACAUCGAUGACGACAACCACGAGCUCGACCUCGACAACUUUGACCUCAACAACAUCAACUACAACUUCAACAUCAACGUCAACGACGACAAGAUUGUGUACUUCGAUGUUCUUCAAUCAAACUGUUUAUACAACUGACGCUAAUCCACAGUCGGUAGCAAUCGGUGAUCUGAAUUCUGAUAAUAAACCUGAUUUAGUUGUGGCAAAUUAUGACUCGAACGAUAUCGGUAUCUUUUUCAAUCAAGACAAUGGAAUAUUCUCAAAUCAAACGACUUAUACAGUUGGUACUCAUCCAACAUCAGUGGCAGUUUCUGAUAUAAACUCCGAUGGACGACUCGAUAUUGUUGUCACAAAUUACAAUUCACCUUACAUCAGUGUUCUUCUCAACACAGGCAACGGAACAUUUCUCAACCAAGCCAAUUAUCCAACUAACAAUGGUCCACGGUCGGUCACCAUAAUCGAUAUGAAUUUUGACAACAAAUCUGAUUUUGUUACUGCAAGUUCUGCUUCGAAUACUGUCAGUGUCUUUCUCAAUAUAGGCAAUGGUUCAUUCUAUCCUCGAACUGAUUAUACAGCUGGCAAUCACCCAUAUUCAGGAGCGGUCGGUGAUCUCAAUUCUGAUGGUACACUUGAUAUUGUGACCGCAAAUAAUGGCGAUGCCAGCAUUUCUGUUCUCCUGAAUAGUGGUACCAAUACAUUUCCUACUGUAACUUCUUAUUCUGCCAGUAGUAAUCCAUUUGGAAUCGCAGUAAAAGAUUUGAAUUCGGAUGGUAAACUUGAUAUUGUCGUUGCCAAUCGAGGAUCGAACAACGUGGGUGUUUUCCUCAAUCAAGGCAAUGGUACAUUUUUCAGUCAAGUCACUUAUACUACUGCACUGAGACCACAAAUGGUAGCAUUAACCGAUGUGAAUUAUGAUAAUAUACCUGACAUGGUCGUCCCACAUCAAGGAGUGAGCAGCGUGGGUGUUUUUUUUAAUGCUGGUAAUGGAACAUUCCUCAAUCAGAUUACUUAUACAACUGGCUUGAACCCAUAUGCAUUAGCUGUGGGUGAUCUAGAUUCUGAUAACCGACCUGAUAUUGUCACUGUCAAUCCAGGUACAAAUACUACGAGUAUUCUUUUCCAUUGCUGA
Molecule: messenger RNA, 1578 nt
Organism: Adineta ricciae
Lineage: Eukaryota; Metazoa; Rotifera; Eurotatoria; Adinetida; Adinetidae
Source: the annotation of a GenBank genome assembly